AUGGUUUUACUUGCAGCAGCAGCAGCAGCACUUAACAUGAUGGGUACGAAAUCCUACAGUACUGGUUUGACAUUCAAUUCAUUUCCUCGAUAUGGUCGUAAGUUGAUGAGUACGAUGAUUAAUGCUGUUAAUGUGCCGACGACGACGACGACAACCAAAAGGUCGUCAUCAUCUUCCAGUACGUCUCCUCCUUGGCUGAUGCUGCCACCUGUUUUCCAAUGCAUGACGAAUAACAAGAAACAGAAGUUGUACGAGUUUUACAGCCUGGGCUUGGACAGAGUAUUAAGUGUCCCCAACAACAACAAGAGAUCAAUGCCAAUACCAUCUGAUGACGAUGAUAAUGAUGAUGAUGAUGAUGAUUUGGACAUUGUGGGAUCGUCCCGGGGCUGGUUUGCUCUCUUUAAAAAUUAUUAUGACCUCUUCCUCUCCAAUCCUCUCACUGGACGUCACAUAAAGCUUCCAUCCCUCCACCCAUUGUCCCCCGAAGAAUUAAUAGAUGUACGCAACGUUGUCAUCUCAUCCGACGACCCGUUUGAACAAGACUGCCGAGUCUUGAUCUCUUGCACUCCAGGUGAUAGAUUGGCCUUCUGCUGCCCUGCCCACACCAACCCCGAGUGGAUCCGAAUCGGCCACCCUUCCACCUCAUUUCAAUUCGAGUCCUUAACGUAUUCGAGCAGGCAGGAGCUCUUCUUUUGCGCCAAAGGGCCGCCUGGUAGGACCGACCACAUCGAGGCUUGGGACCUCCGUGACCCUCUUUCCCCCAGAAUGGUUCCCCUGGCUCCUGUGACCGUGGACAAACGCAAUUACCCGGUCGCAUCCCACUCGGAGUUAGAGUCGGAACUCAAGUAUCUAUGCGAGUACGAUGCCGUGUUCCUCGUGCUUUCCGAGCAUACGGAUGAGCUUUUCCAAGUGCAGCAGUACGUGUUGCACCGAAUGGGACCUGAUGGCUCAUUUGCCGAUCAUGUCUAUUACGAGGGGGAUUCGGAUGAAAGCGUGUCGUACAAGACGGUUGGGUUUGAUGUUCACAAGUAUGAACCAAAGACGGGAAAAAUGGUUUAUAUGGAUCGUAACUUGGGCGGGUUGGCACUAUUCGUAGGCCCCCAUGAAGGCUUUGCUCUCCCUGCUGACGAGUACCAAGGGUUGAAGCCCAACUCCAUUUACUACACCGACAUGUAUAAUUCACCACAUUACAAGCAUGGUGGCCAUGACAUCGGCAUAUUCAACUAUGAAAACGAGACUUUCUCGCCAUGCUAUUAUCCAUGCGACUUGAAGAGCAUGACGACCAAGAUUACGCCCAAUCCUAUUUGGUUUAGGCCAUCCCCUUGUGCAUUCAUUUAG
Molecule: messenger RNA, 1338 nt
Organism: Striga hermonthica
Lineage: Eukaryota; Viridiplantae; Streptophyta; Magnoliopsida; Lamiales; Orobanchaceae
Source: the annotation of a GenBank genome assembly